CGGCGUCCGUCGUUCUAGCUGCGAGUCCGCCCGCCGCCCGCCGCCACCGGCUCGGUCCCGCGCCCGCCGCCCGCCUUCUCCCGUCAUGGCCCGCCUCACGGAGAGCGAGGCGCGCCGGCAGCAGCAGCAGCUCCUGCAGCCACGGCCCUCGCCGGUGGGCAGCAGCGGGCCCGAGCCCCCCGGGGGGCAGCCCGACGGCAUGAAGGACCUGGACGCCAUCAAGCUCUUCGUGGGCCAGAUCCCGCGUAACCUGGACGAGAAGGACCUCAAGCCGCUAUUUGAGCAGUUCGGCCGAAUCUAUGAGCUCACGGUGCUCAAAGACCCCUACACGGGCAUGCACAAAGGCUGUGCCUUUCUCACUUACUGUGCCAGGGACUCUGCCAUCAAAGCUCAGACUGCUCUGCACGAACAGAAGACCUUGCCCGGGAUGGCACGGCCAAUCCAGGUGAAGCCUGCGGACAGCGAAAGUCGUGGAGGUAGGGACCGGAAGCUAUUUGUGGGGAUGCUGAACAAGCAGCAAUCGGAGGAGGACGUGCUGCGGCUGUUCCAGCCUUUCGGGGUCAUAGACGAGUGCACGGUGCUCCGGGGACCUGAUGGCAGCAGCAAAGGCUGUGCCUUCGUGAAGUUCUCCUCCCACACGGAGGCUCAGGCGGCAAUCCAUGCCCUGCAUGGCAGCCAGACCAUGCCGGGUGCCUCCUCCAGCCUGGUGGUCAAGUUUGCCGACACGGACAAGGAGCGAACGCUACGACGCAUGCAGCAAAUGGUGGGCCAGCUGGGCAUCCUGACACCAUCCCUCACCCUGCCCUUCAGCCCCUACAGUGCCUACGCCCAGGCUCUCAUGCAGCAGCAGACAACAGUCCUGUCCACCUCGGGCAGCUACCUGAGCCCUGGCGUGGCCUUCUCACCCUGCCACAUCCAGCAGAUCGGUGCCGUCAGCCUUAAUGGGCUGCCUGCCACGCCCAUCGCCCCUGCCUCUGGACUGCACUCACCCCCACUGCUCAGCACUGCCACUGUGCCCGGCCUCAUGGCUCCCAUCACCAACAGCUUUGCAGGCGUCGUGCCCUUCACUGGUGGGCAUCCUGCCCUAGAGACUGUAUAUGCCAAUGGCCUCAUGCCCUAUCCAGCCCAGAGCCCUACCAUGGCUGAGACACUCCAUCCUGCCUUCUCCGGAGUCCAGCAGUACACAGCCAUGUACCCUACUGCGGCCAUCACGCCCAUCGCGCACAGCGUCCCACAGCCGCCGCCCCUCCUGCAGCAGCAGCAGCAGCGAGAAGGUCCCGAAGGCUGUAACCUGUUUAUCUACCACCUCCCCCAGGAGUUUGGAGACACGGAGCUGACGCAGAUGUUCCUGCCCUUCGGCAAUAUCAUCUCCUCCAAGGUGUUUAUGGAUCGGGCCACCAACCAGAGCAAAUGUUUUGGCUUCGUGAGCUUUGACAACCCAGCCAGCGCGCAGACCGCCAUCCAGGCCAUGAAUGGCUUUCAGAUCGGCAUGAAGAGGCUGAAAGUGCAGUUGAAGCGGCCCAAAGACCCCGGACACCCCUACUGACCACGCCCACAGCCACCCUGAGGCUGUGGGCUUGGCCCAGGUGAGGGGCCUUCCACCCCAGGAGGGUUUCCCUGUUUCCAACUGAUCCAGG
Molossus molossus (Pallas's mastiff bat) is the source of this 1637-nucleotide messenger RNA. It is a transcript of the gene CELF5, whose product is annotated as CUGBP Elav-like family member 5. Gene Ontology annotation, biological process: mRNA splice site recognition; regulation of alternative mRNA splicing, via spliceosome. Gene Ontology annotation, cellular component: nucleus; ribonucleoprotein complex; cytoplasm. NCBI's taxonomy places the organism in Eukaryota, Metazoa, Chordata, Mammalia, Chiroptera, Molossidae. The transcript is spliced from 13 exons. The coding region runs from base 86 to 1546 and encodes 486 amino acids. Gene Ontology annotation, molecular function: mRNA binding. The record is from RefSeq and is a predicted model, not a curated record.